This is a messenger RNA of Anolis sagrei ordinatus, 3001 nucleotides long. NCBI's taxonomy places the organism in Eukaryota, Metazoa, Chordata, Lepidosauria, Squamata, Anolidae. The record is from RefSeq and is a predicted model, not a curated record.
AAUGUGUUCUAAGAGUGAGCCUCACUAACUGUUUUCUUACUUUUUCUUGGACCAUGGGGAACCAAUUUCUGUUUUUUGCUCUCUUGGUGCUAAUACCAGCCCUCGGAUCAUCUGAUUUUUUAAUAAAUAAUAUCAGGAACAUCAAGAAGAGAAAUGCUGCUGAUACUAGCAACAAUGGCAUCGAUAUCUACAGUCUGAAAGUAGAUUGUAAAGUUACUUCCAGGUUUUCUCAUAAUGUCAUCACCAGCCGAGUUGUCAACAGGGCCAAUGUGUCCAAGGAAGCCUUAUUUGAUGUGGAACUUCCCAAGACUGCCUUCAUUACCAAUUUCACCAUGGUGAUUGACGGGGUCACCUAUCCUGGAACUAUAAAAGAAAAAGAAGCUGCCCAACAGCAGUAUCAGCAGGCAGUCUCAAGAGGACAGACAGCAGGCCUAGUCAAGGCCUCUGGAAGAAAAACAGAAAAAUUCAGUGUUUCAGUCAACAUUGCCGCAGCCAGCAAAGUGACCUUUGAGCUGAUCUAUGAGGAAUUACUGAAACGACAUUUUGGAAAAUAUGAGCUGUUUCUAAAAGUAAACCCAAAGCAACUUGUCAACAACUUUGAGAUUGAGGCAAACAUCUUUGAACCACAGGGUAUCAUCUCUCUGGAAGCCGAAGCGUCAUUCAUCACCAAUGACUUAUUACCAGUUAUACACAAGUCUUUCUCGGGGAAAAAGGGCCAUGUGUCCUUCAAGCCAACCAUUGACCAACAACGGAGCUGUGCAGAUUGCCCAACAACACUGCUGAAUGGAGAUUUUGUCAUAACAUACAAUGUGAAUAGAGAAUCUCCAGGUGAUUUACAGAUUGUGAAUGGGUAUUUUGUACACUUCUUUGCACCCAAAAAUAUUUCACAUUUGCCUAAGAACAUUGUUUUCAUAAUAGAUGUCAGUAUAUCAAUGUCUGGACGAAAACUACAACAGACAAGGGAAGCACUGCUUAAAAUAUUGGAAGACAUUAAAGAGGACAGUUACUUGAAUUUUGUGCUGUUUGGUGACGAUGUGCACAAAUGGAAAGACAUUUUAAUCAAAGCCACGCCUGAGAAUCUGGAUGAAGCAAGACGUUAUGUUGAAAGGAUUCACAUAGAUGGGUUGACAAAUCUUAAUGGUGGCUUAAUGGCUGGAAUUGAAAUGCUCAAUGAAGCUCAUAAAAAAGGAUCUCUCCCUGAAAGAAGUGCUUCCUUAAUUAUCUUGUUAACAGAUGGCCGACCCACUGAAGGGGAAACAGACCCUCAAGUCAUUUUAUCUAAUGUCAGAAACGCAAUUCAGGGAAAAUACCCUUUAUAUAACCUUGGAUUUGGAUAUGAUCUUGACUAUGGUUCUUUAGAAAAGAUGGCAGCUGAGAACAAUGGACUGGCUCGUCGAAUUUAUGAGGAUUCUGAUUCAGCCUUACAAUUACAGGGCUUUUAUGAUGAGGUGGCCAACCCUUUACUCACAGAAAUAGAGUUAAAGUACCCUGAAAAUGCCAUUUCAGACCUAACUCAAAAUCAUUUUAAGCACUACUAUGAUGGUUCUGAACUUGUUGUUGCUGGGCGUAUUACAGACAAUGACCUCAACAGUAUUACUGCUGAGGUGAAAGCUCAAGGGGCAGAAGAAGAUCUGACUUUUACUGAACAAGCAGACAUGGAAGAAACAGCUAAAGCUCUUGAAGAGCAGCAACACAUCUUUGGAGAUUAUAUGGAGAGACUCUGGGCAUAUCUUACAAUUCAGCAGCUUCUAGAAAAACGAAAUGCAGCAAAGGAAGAAGAAAAAGCAAACCUUACUGCUAAAGCCUUGGAAAUGUCUCUGAAAUAUAAGUUUGUGACUCCUUUAACAUCCAUGAUAGUCACAAAACCAGAAGAUAAUGAGGAUAAAGCCGCUCUUGCAGACAAACCUCUAGAAGCUGAGGCAACUCGGCAAUCAGUUCAACCAACAUAUAGUAGACCACCUCCCAUCCAUAGCUAUACCAGUGUUGAUGGAGACCCACACUUCAUUAUAGAUGUCCCCCUUAAAGAAGAUGCUCUUUGCUUUAACAUCAAUGAGAAUCCAGACAAAGUAUUAAACCUCAUUAGAGACCCAGCUACAGGUAUUAUUGUCAAUGGCCAACUUAUUGGAGAUAAACAGAGCAAUAAUGACGCCAGUCCACACAAUACUUACAUUGGAAGACUUGGGAUUCUAAACACUCAAUUGAACAUGACACUUGAAGUCACUCCUGAGAAAAUUACUCUUCAAAUUGGCAGAAAGCCAAUAAAUUUUACAUGGUUUGAUGAAGUCACCCUACGACAUCCAAAUUUGACUUUGAAAAUCAUUCGGAAAAAAAGUUUGGAAAUUUCAAUGGGAGAUGGAGUGAAAUUUGAAGUCGUUUUGCAUCAAGUCUGGAGGAAACAUGCAACAUAUGGAGAUUUUCUGGGGUUCUAUAUAAUAGACAGUCACAAGUUGUCUGAACAUACCCAUGGCUUAUUAGGGCAGUUUUUCCAUCCAAUUGACUUUAGCAUACUUGAAGUACAUCCUGGGUCUGAUCCUAAGAAACCAGAUGCCACCAUGAUUGUGAAAAAUAAUCAGUUGACAGUGACUAGGGGAUGGCAAAAAGAUUACACAGAGGAUCCAAAGCAUGGCAGGAAUGUCCCUUGUUGGUUUAUUCACAAUAAUGGAGAAGGUCUAAUUGAUGGCACACAUACCGAUUAUGUUGUUUCAAGUCUGUUUUAGCAGAAAGUGGUGUUUCUCUCAACUACUGAGACAGGAUGCAGCUAUUCUAUAUAACCAAAAUAUACAACGCUAGUGUAUUAGGUGCCCACAAAAUGGCAUGUAGAUUGAAUUUGCAUUUUAUAAAACCCUGGGCUGUUAUUGCUUCAUAUUUUCCACAUUAAUUACAGUUGCUUCUUUUGGGACAUUGACUUUUCUUCUCUGUGACUAAACAGAUCCACUGUUUCUGCAAUCUAAAUGUAGUAGGCUAUUAAAAGAUUCAAAUAAAGUUAAGGGGUCAGACUCCA